Paracoccidioides brasiliensis Pb18 is the source of this 1248-nucleotide messenger RNA. RefSeq lists its product as uncharacterized. Gene Ontology annotation, biological process: retrograde transport, endosome to Golgi. Gene Ontology annotation, molecular function: oxidoreductase activity. The record is from RefSeq and is a predicted model, not a curated record. The transcript has 2 exons. The coding region runs from base 1 to 1248 and encodes 415 amino acids. Gene Ontology annotation, cellular component: cytoplasm; late endosome.
AUGGGCGGCCAGGAGAGGCACAUCAUUGUGAUAGGGGGAGGAAUAAUUGGUUGCUCAACAGCCUAUUUCCUUACGCGACAUCCAUCCUACGACCCGCUGCGACAUAAGGUUACAAUUCUGGAAGCGACAGAGAUUGCGGGUGGGGCCUCUGGCAAGGCGGGUGGGCUCCUCGCACUCUGGGCCUAUCCAAGCAACAUAGUGCCUCUCAGCUACAAACUACACGCAGAACUUGCACGGGAGCAUAAUGGAAAGGCAAGAUGGGGCUAUCGAGUGGUUAAUUGCGGACAACUUGAGGCGGUGGGCUGCUCAUGGCCUCAGCUCGACAAAUCCAAGGAACCUGCGGAGAAAACUGAUGAGGCGGUUCCAUUAGAGAAAAGGAGCCAUAACGCAGCGGGGCAGUUAAAAGCUGCUGGUAUUCCUGAGGAUUUGGACUGGUUUGAUGCGCCGACACUGAGGAGUUUUGAAGACAUGGGUCAGCCGGGGCAAACGGCGCAGGUUCAUCCUUUUCUAUUUACGACUUCCAUGGCGAAGUUGGCGGAGGAGAAAGGGGUAAGGAUAACUCUAGGCCAUGUCACAAAUAUCGAUCACUCGACGGAUGCUGUGCAGUCCGUGACGUUUACAGAGAAGAAAACAGGCGCCUCGCAUACCAUUCCGGCAACGGAUGUGGUUAUUGCUGCAGGCCCCUGGACACGGGACAUUUUCCCCCGCGCGCCCAUAUCUGCUCUUCGCGCGCACAGUGUUGUUGUUCGUCCUACACGACCGGUUUCUGCCUACACGCUAUUUACAAGCAUUACAUUGCCUGCGGGCUUUGGGAUGGUGUCGUCAGAUAAAGGGAAGCGCUCGCGACUGACCGUCCUCUCUCCUGAGAUCUACGCGCGGCCAGACGAUAGCGUUUAUGCUUGUGGGGAAGGUGAUACAACAAUGCCGUUGCCCAAGACGACAGCAGAUGUCCAAGUUGAUGAGGCACGGUGUCAAGAUAUCAUUGAUUCCAUUGGGAGUGUAUCGAGGGUGCUGCGGGAGGGGGAGGUCAUUGCCCGGCAAGCCUGCUAUUUACCAAACGUAGAGGGGACCCGUGGCGGCCCGUUGAUCGGCCAUACUGGUAUUAAGGGACUUUUUAUGGCGACAGGUCAUACGUGUUGGGGGAUUCAGAAUGCACCUGGGACGGGGAAGUUGAUGAGUGAGCUUGUAUUUGAAGGGGAGGCGAAGAGCGCGAGUAUUGGGGCUUUGGACCCGAGGAAAUUUCUGUAA